AUGAAUGAAAAAAAUUCUUGUAAACAGGAUUCAAUAAAUUUUAUAGUAAAUGAAGAAGAUGAGUUUUUAAACAUAUUUAAUUAUAAGAAUGUAAAAUGUUUUAAAUCACCUCACUACAUUUAUAUAGGACAAAUUAAAAAAGACAGUGAAAGUUUUUCAGGAAGGGAAAAUAUUUCUGAUGAUAUUUACAAAAAAAAUGAUGAUACAAAAAAAGAUAGUACUAAAGAAUAUAUAUCUCAUAAAGAAAAAGUAGAUAAAAAAAAAAAAAAAAAGAAUAUUAAAUUUAUAAAGGAAGGAUAUGGAAUUUUAUUAAGUUUAAGAAAAAAUAUUUAUGAUGAGGAAAUAAUAGUAAAUAAAUUUAUUGGAAAUUGGAAAAAUAAUAAAAAAAAUGGUUUAGGUUUUAACAUUUUUUUUAAUAAAAACAUUUUCUAUGGAUAUUAUGAAAAUGAUUUAAGAAAUGGAUGGGGAUAUUUUGAAUGGAAAAAUAGUGGAUCAAAAUUUGAAGGUUAUUGGUUAAAUAAUUUUAUUAAUGGUAAAGGAAUAUAUAAAAAUAAAAAUUUUACUUACGAUGGAGAUUUCUACAAUAAUAAAUUCAUAAAUUCAUGUGGUGAAUGGAUAAACAUUUUUGAACUGGAAGAAAACAAUAAAAUUCAAACAAUCAACAUGAUCACCCCAAACAAUAUACAUUUAAUUUUAUUACCAUUUGAUUUCAUAAAAGUUCAUUUAAAAAUGAUUGCUAAUGUUAUUAAGUAUUCUUUCAACAAAAUUCCAUUUAUUAUGUGCUCUAAAAAAUUCAUUGAAAAAAAUAAAAAUUUCAAUUUAUCUAAAUUUGUAUUUUUAAGUUAUUAUUUUGAUUCUUCUGAGUUGUUACAAGAUUUUAACAGUGAGUUGUUUUUUGAUAAUUUUAAAAAUAUUAAUAAUGAGAAUAAAAAUAUAGAAAAUGUAGUAAUUCAGAAAUCAAGUUACGAGCAUGAUAAUUUAAACUCUUCUGAAUAUUAUACUGACUCUGAAAUUAAUAAAGAAUUACAUGGUUCAAAUCAUUCUAAUAAUUCUAAUAAUUCUAAUAAAUUUAAUAAUUCUAAUAAAUUUAAUGAUUCUGAUCAUUUAAAAGGCUCUUCUUAUGAAUCUGAUAAUUCAAAAAAUUCUAAUGAAUCUGAUAAUUCAAAAAAUUCUAAUGAAUCUGAUGAUUUUAAAGAAUUUAAUGACCCCAAUGUAUAUAAUAAUUUUUGUGAAUCUGAUAAUUCCAACAAUUCUUAUCAAAAUGUUAAUUAUUCUAAUGUUUCCAAUUAUUCUAGUGAUUCUAACGAUUCAUUUAAUUUUGAAUUAAGAAAAAAUAGAUAUUCAAAUAAUUCAAAUUUAAUUAAUUUGAAAAGUGUUUGCAUAAAUAGAAAUGAAAGUAUUGAAAGUGAAAUGAAAGAGUAUUUAAAAAAUGAAUGUAAAUCAAUCGAAUUAAAAGAUAAAGGCUUGAAUAAUUCUGUAUCAAAAAACAAUGAUAAUUUAAAAGAAGAAAAAAUUGAUCAUAUUUCUAUUAGUUUAGAAGAAAAAAGAAAACAUAAAAUGCACAAUUUAAUUAACAAUUAUUUAAAUAUUUAUUUAGACACUGAUGAUAGUUCAAGUAAUUAUUCUAUAAUUUCUAAUGAGAUACAAAAAUUAGAUAACAGUGGAAAUUCAAUGAAAAUAGAUAAAAAGGAAAAUGAUGAUGAGGAAAAAAACGAUAUAGAUAAAAAUCAAGAAAAACAUAAAGAGGAAGAAGAAAAAGAACAGAAAAAUGAAAGAAAAAAAAAGAAAACAAAUAAUAAAUAUGUAGAAAUAAUUAAAAAAAAUAGUAAAGAAUUCAAAUAUUUCUGUGUUAAUAAAAAAAUUGAAGAAGAACUAUCAAAAAUAAAAAUAGACAUUAGUCAUAUAAUAAAAAUUAUAAAUAUGAAUUUAACAUGUGAAUAUAUUAUUAAAAAAAAAAUAAAGAAUUCCUUGCUACAAAAAUAUCCAUUUAUUUUUAAUUUAAAUAUUAGCGAAAAAAAAAAUAAAUAUGAAAACAUAGAUAAUAACUUACUAUUAGAGAAUUGUAAUAUACCUGAAUUAUGGUUGGAUUUAAAGAACUAUUUUUGUAACAUUGCAACAAAACUACCUGAAGAAAUAUUAAGUCCUUUAUAUUUUGAUUUAAACAAUUUAUAUAAAAGCAUUAUAAGUUAUUCAAAAUUAGAAAAAAAAAAUAUGAAUGAUAACUUGAAUGAAAAUAAAUUUUGUGAAAAUUUUAGUUUUAAUUUUUUUGUUAUAACAGAUUUAUUAGUUGAUGAAACAACAGAUAUUCAUAAUUUAAAAAAUUUAAUAAAAAAUAGAUUUAAUAAUUAUUCAUAUUUAAACAGUUUAUUUUUUGUUAUAAUUGAAUAA
This is a messenger RNA of Plasmodium gallinaceum, 2388 nucleotides long. Its product is annotated as conserved Plasmodium protein, unknown function. The coding region runs from base 1 to 2388 and encodes 795 amino acids. The transcript has 3 exons. NCBI's taxonomy places the organism in Eukaryota, Apicomplexa, Aconoidasida, Haemosporida, Plasmodiidae. The record is from RefSeq and is a predicted model, not a curated record.